AUUUGAUGGUGGCUUGAUCGAAGCGUCGGUCGAUUUGGUGGUUCCCUCGUCAAUGAGGCGUUUGCUAACCGUCUGAGAGAUGAGAUGAGUAGUGAGUCUCGAGGGUCAGUUCUUUUAAAGAGUUGACAGCCACGUGUACAGCCACAACGAACUUGGGGGUUGACAGGUGACAGACUGUCGGGUCAUCGCGCUCUCGCCCGAUGUCAUCCCAUAGCUGCUUGCAGACAUCUGCAAGCAGCUUACGUUGUUGCAGCGGUUACUGCCGAACUACACAGCAUGGGGUGGCAGGGAUCUUGGACGGAACUGCCCAUGGCUUCCCGGACUUGCCUCGUUCAUGGCUUUUCUUUGUGACACUUCAACUUCACGGGAAAUCCACGAGGCACCAACCAGCGACGGCAAGACAAGCGGCAGAGACAUCACUAAUCCCGAGAAUCCUAUCACUACAAUUGCUUCCUUUCACUUCCUCACAUCGCUUUCCUUCGACUUUGAACACCAGACCUUUCUCUGAACCGCCGAAGAGAUCACAAGGGCAGGAGGGAAGAGAAUGUUUGGACACGGUGACCAGAUUCGGAGAUCUAGCGCAGCGUCGGGUCAUCUCGCAGUUGCCUUACUUGAAACAUCAGGUUCACGGUAUGACAGCAGACCACUCGAGCCGCAACAUUCCCAACACGAACAUGCAGCAUUACAGACUGCUCGAAGCUCUCCAAAACCCCAAACCGAAAUUUAGUAUCCAAGCUGCCUGCAUGUCAUUCUCAUUCGUUGAUCACAUACCUUGCUUACAUGUUCUUCCAGUAGCACCAACAAACCCUUCACCCCUUUGGGCCAUACCCAUCAGACAACCAGACACUCAACCACGUGGUUUCGAUAUGUGUAUCUGGACCACACUUCACGGCUAGAGAGAUUCUUCCACUUCCGAGGAGCUCACUUCUCGCGCCGAGAAUGAUAGAGCACAUUUGGGCAACAUAUGAGGGGGGCAGAUCAGGGCAGCA
Molecule: messenger RNA, 989 nt
Organism: Neurospora tetraspora
Lineage: Eukaryota; Fungi; Ascomycota; Sordariomycetes; Sordariales; Sordariaceae
Exons: 4
Coding region: 201-896 (231 amino acids)
Source: RefSeq, a predicted model, not a curated record